GACGCGGUAAAGGAGGCCACCACUCGCUUUCUUCCCCCACACGUCUCCUCGCGCUCCUCUAAAGAAAUCCCCAAAUCACACCACCAAACCCUAGCCAGAAAUCCUCUGCUUUGCUCUGAUCUCCCCCCUCUCCCCACCGCGCUUCCUUCGCUGCUAAGUAUAUCCUCCCCCGCGCUCCGAAUCUCCUCGGUCGAUUGGGUUCCGGCGUUGGAUGAGAGCUUGGGUCGCAGAAGUAGGAGGAGGAGGAGGAGGAUGACGGUGAUGGAGCUCAAGACGCUGCCGCUCGGCUUCCGGUUCCACCCCACCGACGAGGAGCUCGUCAGGCACUACCUCAAGGGGAAGAUCACCGGACAGAUCAACGCCGAGGUCGAGGUCAUCCCCGAGAUCGACGUCUGCAAGUGCGAGCCGUGGGAUCUCCCAGAUAAGUCUUUGAUCCGUUCCGAGGAUCCAGAGUGGUUCUUCUUUGCACCCAAGGACCGCAAGUACCCCAAUGGAAGCAGGUCGAACAGGGCGACAGAGGCUGGGUACUGGAAGGCGACAGGGAAGGACCGGAUCAUCAAGUCCAAGGGCGAGAAGAAGAAGCAGCAUAUGAUAGGCAUGAAGAAGACUCUUGUGUUCCACCGGGGACGUGCCCCUAAGGGCGAGCGCACCGGGUGGAUCAUGCAUGAGUACCGUACCACCGAACCAGAGUUUGAGUCCGGCGAGCAGGGCGGUUAUGUUCUCUAUCGCCUGUUCCAAAAGCAAGUGGAGAAAAGUGAGCGCUCCAGCCCAGACGAAAUGGAUAGAAGUGGCUACUCUCCCACUCCAUCUCGAUCCACUCCUGACAAUAUGGAGGCAAAUGAGGAAGCAAUUACACUGUUAAACAAGGAAUCUCCUGAAUCUGGUGUGCAAGGAUGCCCAAUUGACUUGCCAGGCACAGUUGAAACUCCAGCUGCACCGAUUACAAGAUGGCUUGCAGACAGAACUGAUAACUUGGUGACACAUGACGCAAACAUUUUACGCACGCCAUUUCAUGGUCAUGUUGAUGAAAUACCUAAGACUGGUCCUUUGGUUCAGCCAAUUGACCCACAGAAGAAAAAUGUUGAUUCUGAAGAAUUCUUGACCUUUGCUGCCCCCAUGUUACCGCAUGAAGGAAAUGAUUUGUUCUGCAAUCCUUCUCUUCAAGGACAUUCAUUUGAUUUUGGUGGCAGUAUGGCACCUGGUGAUCUAGUGGAGAAGUUCUUGAAUGAAGCAAUUGCUGAUCCAGAGGAGCAUUCGUCAACAGCAUCAAAAGUUCAGUAUGAUUCAGACAAUGGGAUUAUGCUUCCAGAGUUAGAGAACAAUUGGCCUAUGCAGGGUGAAAUGCUAGAUGAUCCAUACUGGUUCGAGAAUAUAAACUUUUGCCCAGAUGAUACAACUCCACAACUGAGUGGAUAUGAGAAUACACCAUUGCUUCCUUUUAUUGGAGCUAAUCCUGACGAACUUUCAAUGGAUUCUGAUCAUGAGUCCAUGCAAGAUUUAUUCAAUACCAUGGAAGAUUCAAAUGAGAAGAUGGGUGGAUGGAACAAUGGAUUUGGAUUUAAUCCCAUACAUCAACAGUUACAGUCCACAAUGCAUCCAAACCAUUUAGUUUCUCAACAGGGCUGUGCACAAAGGAGGUUACGGCUACAAGAUUCAUUGUCUGCUGUAAAUAUUGAAGGUGAAGAGAGCAUGACUAAAGAUGAAGAUGAAGUAUCACAUAUUGUAACUUCGGAAUAUAUGGGUGAAUCUGUUGAGUCGACUGCAGAUGGAGAUGAUGGUGACUCCACAGGGGUUACCAUUAUGAGUCGACACCCUGCUCCAAGUACAAAUGAGCCUUCCGAUGGAGAUGAUGGUGACUCCACAGGCGUUACUAUUAUGAGUCGACGCCCUGCUCCAACUACAAAUGAGCCUUCUGAUGGAGAUGAUGGUGAUUCCACAGGGGUUACUAUUAUGAGUCGAUGCCCUGCCCCAAGUACAAAUGAGCCUUCCGAUGGAGAUGAUGGUGAUUCCACAGGGGUUAGUAUUAUAAGUCGACGCCCUGCUCCAAGUACAGAUGAGCCUUCCGAUGGAGAUGAUGCUGAGUCAACAGGGGUUCUUAUUAUGAGCCGAGGCCCUGCCCUGAGUUCAGAUGUGCCUUCUGAUAGAGAUGUUGCUGAGUCAGCAGGGAUUACUGUUCUGAGCCAAUGCCCUGCUCUAAGUUCAAGCUCAGAUAGUUCAAUUACUCAACAGGGGACAGCAGGUCGAAGGUUGCGGUUACAAUUGAACCUUAAUGCGGGACCAUGUUCCAGUAUUGAUGGUUCGUCAAGUUGCAUGAUAGACGAGAAGGAAAAUGAACACAAAGGGAUGAGAGCUGAGAAUGAAGGGAACAUGGACACAAGCUUUUGUGACGAUGCUAAUUUUGUUGGCAACAACCAUGCCGAUGAGCAAGAUAACAUCCCUGAGCAUGAUGCUGCAAGGCCUGUUCCAGAAGCUAAUUCUGUUACAAGGUUGCGGAAGACAGCGGAGAAAAGCGGCAAUGAGAACAAACAGGAAUUAGGUGUCCAUCCACAUGUGAGAGCACCAAGGAAGGGGGGCUUCCCAGCAUACAUUAUCUGGCCAGUUCUAUCGGUGGCUCUGCUCGUCCUUGUCAGUGUUGGGAUCUAUGGAUUGGCAUAAUAGCUCUCUCCUGAUGGAAUUUAACGUGACAUGCUUUUCCCACACAGCUCCUUAGCAUUGUCCUACCGUAUCCCCUUUGUACAUAACGCAUCUUAAUCCAUGCAAGUGUUUGUUCCACUUCCUGGACACCGAGGCAUUAGAAAAUACAAAAAGAGAGAGAGAGGAAAGAAGGUAAACUGAAAGCGAGGUAGCAAAUGAGAAGGGGUGAUGCAAGAGAAGUGCUGUUGUAGAUGUCUGUGACGACAAUAGGUAAAUGGUAGUUUUUGCUCUGCCGUUCUGUUAAGGCAGAUGUUAGUAACCAGGUUUGUUAAGCAGUUGUAAGUCAUGUUUUUUCGAGCUGUUCCUGGUUAAGUAUUGUAGCAAGAUCUGAACCUAAUUAAUAUGAUGCAGCUCCUCUUUUCAUCUUGUAAAACUGUUGUGGUUUAUCCUUGUUA
Brachypodium distachyon (stiff brome) is the source of this 3089-nucleotide messenger RNA. RefSeq names its product NAC domain-containing protein 14. The transcript is spliced from 7 exons. Gene Ontology annotation, molecular function: DNA binding. Gene Ontology annotation, biological process: regulation of DNA-templated transcription. The record is from RefSeq and is a predicted model, not a curated record. The coding region runs from base 253 to 2655 and encodes 800 amino acids. Lineage: Eukaryota; Viridiplantae; Streptophyta; Magnoliopsida; Poales; Poaceae.